AUGGGUAAAAACCAAAAUCUCUGUAUAUACAUAACGUCAAUAGAAGAAAUACCAACCUGCAACAAAGAACCUCUAAAACAAACUAUUGAUGAAUGUUUGGAAGAAUUUAUCCAAGAUAAGAACUUUGAUGACCAACAAUGUGCCCAGGCUAG
Molecule: messenger RNA, 152 nt
Organism: Dentiscutata heterogama
Lineage: Eukaryota; Fungi; Glomeromycota; Glomeromycetes; Diversisporales; Gigasporaceae
Source: the annotation of a GenBank genome assembly